Messenger RNA from Saprolegnia parasitica CBS 223.65, 1620 nucleotides. RefSeq lists its product as hypothetical. NCBI's taxonomy places the organism in Eukaryota, Oomycota, Saprolegniomycetes, Saprolegniales, Saprolegniaceae. The record is from RefSeq and is a predicted model, not a curated record. The transcript has 7 exons. The coding region runs from base 33 to 1601 and encodes 522 amino acids.
ACCGAAAACGUGUGAUUGCCACAAGAGCAGCCAUGUUCAUGCAAGAGGACUCGUUCGAGGACGACGGCCGCGGGAAGCAGCGCGACCUCGCCAAGGACGUCGACAGCCGCCUCAACAUCUCGCGCGAGCCCCACCCCAACAUGCUCGACGACGACGAGAUCGAGGAGAUUGGCGGUCCCGCCGGUAGCCGCUCCAGCGUCAUCCAGCAGCAGCGCGAUUUGCACAAGAAGAAGAUGCAGGAGCGCAUGAGCGGAGGCGUCGUGCGCACGACCGGCGCGCGGCAGUUUUCGACCCCGCGCUCGAUGGACAUUGACGAGAAGCCCUCCCGGUUCGGCCGCGACGACGACUUUAUCGAUGACCGCGCCUCGGCGAAGAAGGCGGCGCCCGCGCGUUUUGCGCGUGACGACGACGACGACGACGACGACGGAAGCGCCCGGCGCCGAUCAACGCCCAAGAAGGCCAACCGCUCGUGGCGCGACGAAAGCCCCGAAGAUGAUCGCCGAAAGAGCCGACCCGCGGAGAAGGAUCGGCGCAAGCCGCGCGCCGGUGACAGCGACGACGACGAUGACGACGACGACCGCCGACCACCGAUGAACAAGCGCGGGUCUCGUGGUGGGGACAGCUACCCGGAGCGCACCAAAGGCAGCAGCGAGACGUGGGUCGAGAGCGGCAAAGCCAGCAAGGCCAAGAAGGGCCGCGACCACUCGAGCUCGCCCGACUUGUCGUCCGAAGACGAAGCCAACGACGACGGUGCCGUGAGCACGUUCGACCCAGACAAAGGCAAGCCGAAGAAACCAGUCGUCAAGAAGGGCAAACUCGACCUCCUCGACAUGAAGGCCUUUCUCAUGCGGCCCGUGCCCAAGGCGUGCGACGUGGUCGAGUGCUACAUUGAGCGCAACCGGUCGGGCUCCAACAAGAUGUUCCCCGAGUACUGUUUGUACCUCAAGGACGGAGACCGGUUCCUCUUGACGGCCAAGAAGCGUCCGAACAACCGCACGAGCAACUACCUCAUCUCGAUGCAGCUCGGCGACCUCGCGCGCAAGGGCAGCGAGAACUUUCUCGGCAAGCUCCGCGCCAACUUUAUCGGGACCGAGUUUGUCAUUUACGACAAUGGCAUCAACCCCAAGAGCGCGGACCAGCACACGCUGACGGUCAACCCCGCGGGCAUUCGCCAAGAGCUCGGGAUCGCAGUCUAUGCCAAGAACGUGCUCGGGCACCGCGGGCCGCGCAAGAUGAAGGUGUGCGUGCCCCGCGUGCGCGAGGAUGGCACGCGCGUGGUGUGGCGCCCCGUCACAAAAGAGGACGAGAUGGUCAACAAAUGCAAGGAGCAGGACCAUACGAACCUCACGUAUUUGAUCAACAAGCCGCCGCGCUGGAACGACCAGGUCGGCGCGUACGUGCUUAACUUCAACGGCCGCGUCACGAUGGCCUCGGUCAAGAACUUCCAGCUCGUGACGCCCGAAGACCAAGAGACGGUCAUUUUGCAGUUUGGCCGCGUGGGCAAGGAGCUCUUUACGAUGGACUUUCGCGCGCCGCUCUGCCCGCUGCAAGCGUUUGCGAUCACGCUCAGCAGCUUUGACUCGAAGCUGGCGUGCGAGUAGAUCGCGCGAAUACACACCA